AUGGCUCCAAAGAAGAAGGUUGUUCAAGAAAAGCCAAUCUUAUUAGGUAGACCUGGUAAUAAUUUAAAGUCCGGUAUCGUUGGUUUAGCCAAUGUUGGUAAAUCAACAUUUUUCCAAGCUAUUACCAGAUGUCCAUUAGGUAACCCAGCUAACUAUCCUUUCGCUACCAUUGAACCGGAAGAAGCUAGAGUGAUUGUUCCAUCUUCGAGAUUCAAUAAGUUGGUUGAUAUCUACAAGCCAAAGAGUGAAGUUCCAGCUUACAUGACCAUUUAUGAUAUUGCAGGUUUAACCAAGGGAGCUCAUGCUGGUGAAGGGUUAGGUAACAAUUUCUUAGCCAACAUUAGAGCAGUUGAUGCUAUUUUCCAAGUUGUUCGUUGUUUCGAAGACGCUGAUAUCAUUCACAUUAACGAUGAAGUUAACCCAGCCGCCGAUUUGGAAAUUGUUCAUGACGAAUUGAGAUUAAAGGAUAUAGAAUUCGCCACCAAGCACUUGGAAGGUAUCGAUAAGAUCACCAAGAGAGGUGGUCAAUCCUUAGAAGUCAAGCAAAAGAAGGAAGAAGCUGAAUUGGUCAAGAAAAUUAUACAAUUAUUGGAAGACGGUGGAAGAGUCGCCAACCAAAAAUGGACCACCAAAGAAGUUGAGAUCAUCAACUCCAUGUUCUUAUUGACUGCCAAGCCAACCAUUUACUUGGUUAACUUGUCUGAAAGAGAUUACGUCAGAAAGAAGAAUAAACAUUUAUUAAAGAUCAAGGAAUGGGUGGACGCUCACUCUCCUGGUGAUUUGAUCGUUCCAAUUUCUGUCUCUUUAGAAGAAAAAUUGGCCGGCAUGGAAACCGACGACGAAAGAGACGCCUACUGUAAGGAAUUAGGUGCUCAAUCCGCUUUACCAAAGAUUAUUGUUUCCAUGAGACAAAAGUUGGACUUAAUUUCCUUCUUCACUGGUGGUCCAGAUGAAGUUAGAGAAUGGACCAUUAGAAGAUGGUACACUGCUCCACAAGCCGCAGGUACCAUUCAUACUGAUUUAGAAAGAACCUUUAUCUUAGCUCAAGUUAUCAAGUACGAUGAUUUAAUUGAAUACGGUGACGAAAAGAGUGUUCAAGCUGCUGGUAAAUUAAUGCAAAAGGGUAAAGAUUACUUUGUUGAAGAUGGUGACAUUAUAUUUGUUAAGGCUGCUGAUGGUAAAGCCCGUUAA
This is a messenger RNA of Debaryomyces hansenii CBS767, 1191 nucleotides long. It is a transcript of the gene YBN5, whose product is annotated as Obg-like ATPase. The transcript has a single exon. Gene Ontology annotation, cellular component: cytoplasm. The record is from RefSeq and is a predicted model, not a curated record. NCBI's taxonomy places the organism in Eukaryota, Fungi, Ascomycota, Pichiomycetes, Serinales, Debaryomycetaceae. The coding region runs from base 1 to 1191 and encodes 396 amino acids. Gene Ontology annotation, molecular function: GTP binding; ATP hydrolysis activity; ATP binding.